GAAAGUGCCCCGAGAGCCGUCCAGGGGCCCCAGGCUGGCCAUCGGGAGAGCCAGGCUUCCCCUCGGAGAGGCAAGGCUGCACCUCUCAGGCUAGGAGGGCUGACCACUGGACCAUAGGAAUGGGAAGGCAGGAUUUCUAACGAGACGGUAGGGGCGCUGAGCCCUUAGCCCUGGGGGAAGGGUGACUUGAACCCAGGACAGGAAAACGGAGCAGCAACCCACUGACCCUGCUCAGACUUUGCCCCUCCAUCCUGACCCUGGGCGGCCCUUUAAGCAGAUGCGCUCCAGUUUUUCUCCAGAGCCUCUACUGCUUGAAUGACGGACUCGAAGCUACUUCCGGCCAUUUCUCCCGCCCGGUCAGAGUCCAGGCAUUCUUAGGUUCCCUCUUCUCACCAUUGUCCUCCCACGCGACUGACGUCACUUCUGGCGGGAGAGAGGGUGGAGGCGUCUUCCCUCGCUUAUCGCAUACUUCCGCCCGCUCUUCCAGUUAGUUCCCUAAGCCGAGUGAAGCCACUUCCGGGCUUCCCGGGCGCCUUCCGCAGUCCUCUUCCGGGUGAUGGCGGCCGGGUGCCCCGGAUGUAGCCCUGGCGCAAGCAUCGCUUCUUUUCUCCACCUCGCCUUCCGCGGAUUACCAGCUUGAGAAACACCUCUUUGCCCCGUCAUGCCAAAGAGGAAAGUGACCUUCCAAGGCGUGGGAGAUGAGGAGGAUGAGGAUGAAAUCAUUGUCCCCAAGAAGAAGCUGGUGGACCCUGUGGCUGGGUCAGGGGGUCCUGGGAGCCGCUUUAAAGGCAAACACUCUUUGGAUAGCGAUGAGGAUGAUGAUGAUGAUGAUGGGGGGUCCAGCAAAUAUGACAUCUUGGCCUCAGAGGAUGUAGAAGGUCAGGAGGCAGCCACACUCCCCAGCGAGGGAGGUGUUCGGAUCACACCCUUUAACCUGCAGGAGGAGAUGGAGGAAGGCCACUUUGAUGCCGAUGGCAACUACUUCCUGAACCGGGAUGCUCAGAUCCGAGACAGCUGGCUGGACAACAUUGACUGGGUGAAGAUCCGAGAGCGGCCACCUGGCCAGCGCCAGGCCUCAGACUCGGAGGAGGAGGACGGCUUGGGCCAGACCCCAAUGAGUGCCCAAGCCCUCUUGGAGGGACUUUUGGAGCUCCUAUUGCCUAGAGAGACAGUGGCUGGGGCACUGAGGCGUCUGGGGGCCCGAGGAGGAGGCAAAGGGAGCAAGGGGCCUGGGCGACCCAGUUCCCCUCAGCGCCUGGACCGGCUCUCCGGGUUGGCCGACCAGAUGGUGGCCCGGGGCAACCUUGGUGUGUACCAGGAAACAAGGGAACGGUUGGCUAUGCGUCUGAAGGGUUUGGGGUGUCAGACCCUAGGACCCCACAAUCCCACACCCCCACCCUCCCUGGACAUGUUCGCUGAGGAGGUGGCGGAGGAGGAACUGGAGACCCCAACCCCUACCCAGAGAGGAGAAGCAGAGUCGCGGGGAGAUGGUCUGGUGGAUGUGAUGUGGGAGUAUAAGUGGGAGAACACGGGGGAUGCCGAGCUGUAUGGGCCCUUCACCAGCGCCCAGAUGCAGACCUGGGUGAGUGAAGGCUACUUCCCGGACGGUGUUUAUUGCCGGAAGCUGGACCCCCCUGGUGGUCAGUUCUACAACUCCAAACGCAUUGACUUUGACCUCUACACCUGAGCCUGCUGGGGGCCCAGUUUAGUGGGCCCUUCUUUCCUGGACUUUGUGGAGGAGGCACCAAGUGUCUCAGGCAGCGAGGAAAUUGGAGGCCAUUUUUCAGUCAAUUUCCCUUUCCCAAUAAAAGCCUUUAGUUGUGUACUGGGGCCUUGGCUGUGCUGAUGGCCAGAAGCCAGGGACCUUCUCCACAGUCCCUUUGGACUUGUCUUGGUCCCUGAGUGCUCCCAUGAAGAUCCUCCUUGGAGGUGCCUGUCAGGUAUCCUGUGGCCUCCCUGCCUGGACUCUGCUUGCCGUGUAAACACCCCCAACUGCGUUGCUCUGUGCUCCUCUCCCAGGUUUCUUGUUCGAUUCCUCUUAGGUCUUUGGCUUUCAGGACCUCAGAUUAUUUAUCCUUGCAGCCACCAGAGGAUAGAGCCCCAGAAGUGGAUCUUUUAGGCCCAGAAGGACCAGGGCAUCGAGAAGACAUUGGGACCCUGUUGGGGGUGAGCAUGGAACCCUCUUACUCUCGCUUCACCCUCUCAAGCUCCUUAGAUGCUGGGCAGAAGUGGGAUGAGUGGCCCAAGACCGAGAUCCCUAAGGUUCUGAGAGCCAGUGUCUUCCCUAAUCUGGCUUUCUUCUAUCCUUGCCGUCGUUCCCACAGCCCUUCAGUGAAGUGCAAACUCAGUGGCCAAGUGUGGGCCAAGUGUGCAUUGUACUGGCACAGAGAGGGGCAGUGACUCACUGGAGGUCACAGGAAUCAAAGGGCUGGCCCAGACCCAGUGGGCUUCUUUCCCAGACCUUUCUUGGCACAAAGCCUUUGCUGCCUGGCCUUGGAGGCCCUGCGGCCUACAUUCUCUGGACCCCACUGUGUGCCUGGCACAGGGCUAGUGCCUUGAGGAAACUGAGGUAGCUGGGUUGGUCCCCUUCCAGGAAUUCAGAGUCUGGUGGCAGGGGCAUGGGAGAUAGACAGAUGUAAUUCUAUAGCCUGGGCCUGGCACCCUCCACCUCCACGCCCCACCAGCAUUGCCUUACGCCUCCCUUGCCCCACGUUAGAUGGUUUCUUCCGGUUUUGCACUCUGGCUGCCCCUUGGAGUCUCCUGGGGAGCUGUAAUAUCUCUUUGGAGAUUCGGAUUGAGCUGGUCUAGGUUGUGGCCCAGGCAUUGGGGCAUUUUGGAAGCCCCCAGGUGUUUUCAGCUUGCAGCCAGGCCGAGAGAGAGCCCCUGGGUCAGAUCCCCAUGGUUUAGGCACACCUAGCGGGAAGGGUGGCUCCUGGACCCCACCGUGGUUGUAGAGCUGAGCAUGUGUGUGGCUUUAGUGGGGUCUGUUAGUUAUGGGGGUCUGGGCACUGGAGCUGCAGGACACUUGGGAUCCCAGCCAGGGCAGAAAGGGCCAGACGAGCAACUAGGAAAGACUUGGGGGCCAGGGCGGAGUGGGGUUACCUGACACUCUUGUGAGGCCCCUUCUAGUGCCUGCUCACACCGGAAUUUCAUUCACUCCAAGAAGCCAUCAGGGGUAAGAUACCUUCCUUUAAACGUCACUAAGAAAGAAGUGGCCUGCUGGUGACACAGUAAGAUGCCAUUGAUCUAAAGAUGCGUCUUGAUUUCAGAAAGGUCUGGAAGUGGAAAGCAGGUUUCAGGGCUGCUGAGGUACAGGGUUCUCCUGUAGGCCCCAGGGAUGGUCUCUUAGGGGUGCUGAGUGCGUGCGUGGUAAAUGGAUGGAGCCCAGGGGCGCCUCCUGCCAGUGUCCUCCAGGCACUCAAACCUAGCCCUUCUGAAGCCGACCUCACGUGACCUCACAGCCCCUCCUGAAGAUGCCUCACUGAUGACGGUGGGUGGAAUAACAGCCCCCAGAGAUGUCCAGGUUUGGAACCCCAGGACGUGGGAAAGUGUUACCUUGCGUGGCAAAAGGGACCCGGCGCCUGUGCUUCAGUUCAGGAUUUCGUGGUGGGGAGAUGACCGUGGAUGGUUGAGGUGGGCCCCGAGUAAUAAUGGGGGCCCUUAUAAGGGAAGGGGAGUCACGAGGGUCUGCGCAUGAAGCAAGGAAGCUUCUGGCUGUGAAGAUGGCAAGAAGGCCUGGGGCCAGGCGAUGAGGUGGCCCCUGGAGGAGCUGGAAAAGGCAUUGGAUUCUGCCCCAGAGCCUCCGUGGAGAAACAAAGCCGCACUGACAAGACUUCAGCCCAGUGAAAACUAUUUUGGACUCCUGACCUCUAGAACUGUAAGAUAAUAAAUUGGUGUGGUUUUCAGCCUCUCA
This is a messenger RNA of Gorilla gorilla gorilla (western lowland gorilla), 3913 nucleotides long. It is a transcript of the gene CD2BP2, whose product is annotated as CD2 cytoplasmic tail binding protein 2. Gene Ontology annotation, molecular function: protein binding. The record is from RefSeq and is a predicted model, not a curated record. Lineage: Eukaryota; Metazoa; Chordata; Mammalia; Primates; Hominidae. Bases 662 to 1687 code for a protein of 341 amino acids. Gene Ontology annotation, cellular component: U5 snRNP. The transcript is spliced from 7 exons.